AUGGCAACAACAACACUGACUACAACUCAGAUAGGUGGCGAGGUUUUCCAAGAUGAAAUACUACUUACUCUAAUUGCUACAAGAAAACAAUUGAUAAAACUCGAAAAGCCAAGGUUUGAUCAUGAAAAGAGAGACCAAGUUUUCCAUGAUCAAAAAUUGUUUGUUAGAGAAGCACAGAGCAAUAAUAUAUAUGUUGCGGAUGAGGCUUUGAAUCAGAUUUAUACAGAGGAGAAGGACUAUAAAAGAUUUCAUAAAUCAAUUGAUUUGCAUGAUAACUUAGAUCAGACUCGUCUUGCAUAUAAGGUUGGGCAGCAUGAGUCUAUUGAAGUGAGACAUGUGUCUACAUGCACUUAUAAAAAGGCAGAAAGGUGUUGGAAAUCGUUGGAUUAUCAAAACAUGACAACCUUUAUAAAGGUGCGAUAG
Dovyalis caffra is the source of this 423-nucleotide messenger RNA. The record is from the annotation of a GenBank genome assembly. Lineage: Eukaryota; Viridiplantae; Streptophyta; Magnoliopsida; Malpighiales; Salicaceae.